Dipodomys spectabilis (banner-tailed kangaroo rat) is the source of this 3188-nucleotide messenger RNA. RefSeq names its product interleukin 17 receptor D (gene Il17rd). The transcript is spliced from 14 exons. Bases 30 to 2246 code for a protein of 738 amino acids. Gene Ontology annotation, molecular function: interleukin-17 receptor activity. NCBI's taxonomy places the organism in Eukaryota, Metazoa, Chordata, Mammalia, Rodentia, Heteromyidae. The record is from RefSeq and is a predicted model, not a curated record.
GCCGGGCCGGGCUGUGCGGGUACGCGGCCAUGGCCCCGUGGCUGCAGCUGUGCUCCGUCUUCUUCACUGUCAACGCGUGCCUCAACGGCUCGCAGCUGGCCGUGGCGGCGGGCGGCUCGGGUCGCGCGAGGGGCGCCGACACCUGCGGCUGGAGGGGAGUGGGGUCUGCCAGCAGAAACAGUGGGCUGCACAACAUCACCUUCAGAUAUGACAACUGUACUACCUACAUGAAUCCAGUGGGGAAGCAUGUGAUUGCUGAUGCCCAGAACAUCACAAUCAGCCAGUACGCUUGCCACGACCAAGUGGCAGUCACCAUUCUUUGGUCCCCAGGGGCCCUAGGCAUCGAAUUCCUAAAAGGAUUUCGAGUAAUACUGGAGGAGCUGAAGUCUGAAGGAAGACAGUGCCAACAACUGAUUCUAAAGGACCCCAAGCAGCUGGAUAGUAGCUUAAAAAGAACUGGAAUGGAAUCUCAACCUUUUCUCAACAUGAAAUUUGAAACGGAUUACUUUGUAAAGAUUGUCCCUUUCCCUUCCAUCAAAAAUGAAAGCAAUUAUCACCCCUUCUUCUUCAGGACCAGAGCCUGUGAGCUAUUGUUACAACCAGACAACCUGGCCUGUAAACCCUUCUGGAAGCCUCGGAACCUGAACAUCACCCAGCAUGGUUCAGAUAUGCAGGUGUCCUUCGACCAUGCUCCACACAGCUUUGGCUUUCAUUUCUUCUACCUUCAUUACAAGCUCAAGCAUGAAGGACCUUUCAGGAGAAAGACUUGUAAGCAGGAACAAAACACUGAAACAACCAGCUGCCUCCUUCAAAACAUUUCUCCUGGGGAUUAUAUAAUGGAGCUGGUGGAUGAUACAAAUAUAACAAGAAAAGUGAUGCAUUAUGCCUUAAAACCAGUGCAUUCCCCAUGGGCUGGGCCCAUCAGAGCAGUGGCCAUCACUGUGCCACUGGUGGUCAUAUCUGCAUUUGCAACGCUCUUCACUGUGAUGUGCCGCAAGAAGCAACAAGAAAAUAUAUACUCACACUUAGAUGAAGAGAGCUCUGAGUCCUCCACAUACACUGCAGCACUCCCCAGGGAGAGGCUUCGGCCACGGCCCAAGGUCUUCCUCUGCUACUCCAGCAAAGAUGGCCAGAAUCACGUGAACGUCAUCCAGUGCUUCGCCUACUUUCUCCAGGACUUCUGUGGCUGUGAGGUGGCUCUGGACCUUUGGGAAGACUUCAGCCUUUGUAGGGAAGGGCAGAAAGAAUGGGUCCUUCAGAAGAUCCACGAGUCCCAGUUCAUCAUUGUGGUGUGUUCCAAAGGCAUGAAGUACUUUGUGGACAAGAGAAACUACAAACACAGAGGAAGCAGCCGAAGCUCGGGGAAAGGGGAGCUCUUCCUGGUGGCCAUGUCCGCUAUUGUGGAAAAGCUCCACCAGGCCAAGCAGAGUCCGGCCACAGCGCUCAGCAAAGUCAUCGCUGUCUACUUUGAUUACUCCUGUGAAGGGGAUGUCCCCUGCGCCCUGGACCCGAGCUCCAAGUACAAACUCAUGGACAACCUUCCCCAGCUCUGCUCCCACCUGCACUCCGCAGAUCCCCGCCGCCGCCCGGAGCCGGGCUCCCAGCCAGGGCACGGAAGUAGAAGGAACUACUUCCGGAGCAAGUCAGGCCGCUCUCUGUACGUUGCCAUUUGCAACAUGCACCGGUUUAUGGAUGAGGAGCCUGACUGGUUCGAGAAGCAGCUAGUACCCCUCCCUCUUCCGCCGCUGUGCCGCCGGGAGCCAGUUCUGGAGAAGUUUGACUCGGGCCUAGUUCUAAAUGAUGUCGUCUUCAGACCUGGACGGGAGAGCGAUUUCGGCUUGAAGGCCAAGGUGGCUGCCCCGGGGGCCGCUGCGCCCGCGGGCCCGGAGAGCCAGGCCACGGGCCUGGACGGGGCCGCCGAGGCCGGGGCCGCCUGCCAUGGCGGCUGUGCCCUCUCACCCCUGCUGCAUGCUGUGAAGGCCGGCAGCACCUCGGACAUGCCACGGGACUCGGGCAUCUAUGACUCCUCCGUGCCCUCGUCUGAGCUGUCUCUGCCUCUAAUGGAGGGACUCUCUUCAGACCAGACGGAGACGUCUUCCCUGACUGAGAGCGUGUCCUCCUCCUCAGGCCUGGGUGAGGAAGAUCCUCCUACUCUUCCUUCCAAGCUUCUUACCCCUGGGGUAUGCAAAGCAGAACUUGGUUGCUACAGCUACACUGAUGAACUCCACACAGUUGCUCCAUUGUAAUGAAGUGGAAGAGUCUAAGCAUUGCCACUUUAGCUGCUGCCCUCUCUCUGCUUCCCCAGCUCAUCUCUGUGGUUGCAUGGCCUAUUUGGAGUGGAGGGCUCAUACAAGGAUAUUCUGGCCAGUACUUGCUCCCCUCUGCCCUACUCUUCUACCACAUAUCUUGAAAAAGGCUUCAUACAGAGCUCUGAAAAUCAUGUCUAUAAAUAAGAUCUGACAACAACUUAAUAUGUUAAGUCAGUUUUUGGAUCAAAGCCUAUUCUAGGAGGUAGCGAGGAAGGUAAAGAGAAACAGGAAGGUACUUGUAUGGAUCAUUCCAACUUCAUCGAGCUCUGCAAAUUUUGCAAUACUUUUAACGUCAUUACAGCAUCAGAAAUCAAGAGCUAGUCUGCUGGAAUCUGUCUUAUUGAAGACGAUAUUCCCAUUUGGUUUUAAUGUGGAAGCUACAGUGCCAUGAAUCAAGAGCCAAAAAGUAACAAUAUCCACUCACUUCUAUAAUAUCCAGAAUAUAUUACUAGGUGACAUGACUAGUCAAGAUCUGGAUUUCGUGAUCAUUCCACUUGAAAUGGGUUUGCCAACCUGCAGAAGAUGCCAGAACCUCUCAGCUAGACUUGAGUAGCCAUUAUAUGGAGCUGCCUACCAAGUUUUGCUGGGUUAUAUUUACUGUGUUGUAGCUCUUAUGAUAGUGUCUAGAAAUUUAAGAAACUUGCUCAGCUGGGCUAUUUUCUUGGAUGUUAUAAAACAGGCUUCAGCUGGCCUUCUAGAAGCUGUGUCAUGAGCAUUAGGGAUAAAUUCACUGAAAUAACUGUGGGGAGGUGGUGGCCAGUUAGUCUGCUGACUGUUUUUGACCAAUGACAAACCUCUUUUUAAGAAGGUAGAAAAGAGGGGACUGUCAAAAAAGUAAGUGUUCUACUUUUUGUUGUUGGUUGUGGAGCUUGAACUCAG